AUGACUACUACUACUACUACUUCCGUCCUCCUCAUAGGCAGCAUCCCCCUCUCCUCCGCCAAAGAAGUCUUCCUCACAACCUCUGCCGCCCUCCCAGGACGCCUGCAGGACCUGCCGGACAGCGAAACCGGAUUCGAAGCAACUACAUCGCCUGGCAGGCGGACUGCUUCCGGAGGGAGACCCGGAGAGAGAAGCACCUGGACAGAAAUACGUCUCUGGGAAGCUGUUAAGCCUUCGCAGUAUGACACUGCUGCGCUGCAGUCAUAUGAGAUAUUUCUCAGACUGGGAGACAAGAAUGCCAUUCCGUCGCAGACGCGCUUCCAGGUCUGUCUCCCUUCACCAAUGGCCUGUGUCCAGUGGCAUGUCAAGCCCGAGUUUCAUGCAACGCUAGAACCGCUCUAUGAGCAGCGGAUCCUCGAAGCGCUUGGUGUUAGUCUCGCAAAGAUUCCUGCUUCAGAUCUAGCGAUUCAGUGGGAUCUGUGCUUUGAAAUCAUGGCGCUGGAGUACGAACGGGGCAGGAUCAGCGAUCCGUUGUUUAAACCUCAUUUCUUGUCCUCCUCCUCGUUCUUUUCAGCAAAGCACGGCAUUCUGGACCGGAUCAACCGUCUCUGUGAGAAGAUCCCCGCUGAUGUUCUCCUCGGAUUCCAUUUCUGCUACGGCGAUCUUGGACGUAGGCACUUCGUCGAGCCGGAGGAUACGGCUGUGAUGGUGGAUCUGGCGAACAGCAUCUCCAAACGCAUCAGUCGUCCUGUCAGCUGGGUGCACAUGCCUGUGCCCAGGGACAAAGAUGACGUCGGCUAUUUCGAGCCCUUGAGGGGAUUGGACAUUGGAGACCAGGCGCAGCUGUAUCUGGGUCUUGUGCAUGCUGGCGAUGAAGAAGGUACAAAGAGGAGAAUCAGGACUGCGCAGGCGGUUGUCAGUCGCGGUUUUGGCGUCGCUACGGAGUGCGGUUUGGGGAGGAUGCCGUGGGAUGAGGUGGAGAGUGUGUUGAGGAUUUUGAGGGAGGUGACGGUUCCUUGCCAGAAAUAUCAGUAA
This is a messenger RNA of Rasamsonia emersonii CBS 393.64, 1035 nucleotides long. RefSeq lists its product as uncharacterized. Bases 1 to 1035 code for a protein of 344 amino acids. The record is from RefSeq and is a predicted model, not a curated record. Lineage: Eukaryota; Fungi; Ascomycota; Eurotiomycetes; Eurotiales; Trichocomaceae. The transcript has 2 exons.